Molecule: messenger RNA, 1683 nt
Organism: Bactrocera oleae (olive fruit fly)
Lineage: Eukaryota; Metazoa; Arthropoda; Insecta; Diptera; Tephritidae
Gene: unc-119
Product: unc-119 lipid binding chaperone
Biological process (GO): lipoprotein transport; nervous system development; cilium assembly
Cellular component (GO): cilium
Molecular function (GO): lipid binding
Source: RefSeq, a predicted model, not a curated record
CUAGUUAGAGAUUAAAAAGGUAAUGAAAUUAUUAUUAUUUAUGUACUUAAGAAAUUAAUUUUCACUUCACUCACCUUUGUAGGAACGAAACGAAGAGUUGGUUUACGCGGAUGCUCGAAAGACGGUCAAAUCACUUGCCAGUCGAAUGCAAAAAAAGGAGUCGAAUGCUACGGGUGCUCGGUUCGCUAGCGAAAUCGGAAUGCUAAAAAAGCGAAGCGGGAUCCUUCUUUUGGUCCCUUAUAUAUCUGUUGAUGUCUUCAUGGUGGUGUGAUCGGUGUUAAGUUGUAUUUGUGUGCGUGUUGGUGCAUGGUGUAGUGAUGUGGAAUGUAUGGUAUGUAGGUGUGGAAUGUGUGGUGUGAAUUGGUGUAGUGUGACAGUGUCUUACGGUGAGGGGGGAUUGAGUGGUCAUUUAGCCAAUUAUUAGUAUAUAUAUAUUUUUUCUUCAGACAAUUGAGCAAUUAUAAAGCAUUAGCGCUAAACCAUCUAUAAGCUCAUAUGUAUUUACUUUAAAAUAUCUUUAUUCACAAAAAAUAUAAUAACGUGUUAUAAUCCGAACUUACCCAAUUCAUUUUAAAAUGUCUUUUCAGUUAUCGAUAGUCAAAAAGCGAUUAAAUGGAUACAUUCAUACAUAUGUACAUAUUCAGUUAUGCGCAUGGGCAUUGAAAAAUAUCGGUAAGUGUUCAUGUAUAAAUAAACACAAAAUCAAUUGGUACUGUUAUCUCAAAUUUGUGUUAUGAGCAAUAUUAAAACACCAACAUUCAUGAUUUAAUUUUGAAAAGUGACCAGUGCAAGCCGAUUUAUCACCAAAGUUUUAAGUAUUAAAUAAAGAAUUUUAUUUAUUCUCCUACACUAUUUUUAAAAUGAGUGUCGUUGGUAAACAACUUAAUACCUUGUCAACAAAUAAUGAUACCAAUGGGAAAGAUGUACGAGAAACAAGCGGUAAAACAUCGAUGCUGGGGCAGUUUAUAUCACCAAGUGAUGUACUUAAUUUAAAUGAAAUAACAGAAAACUACUUAUGUUCUAUCCAUGACAACAUCUACGAUAUUGAUUUUACACGAUUUAAAAUACGUGACCUGGAUUCAGGUGCAAUAUUAUUUGAGAUAGCUAAGCCAAAUAAUCGGUUUUCUCCUAGUUUGGAAGACAAAUUGAUUGAAGCGGCUGGAAGUAUGUCCAUUGAUGAUUCAGUAGAUGCUAAUGCUGGACGAUAUGUACGAUACCAGUUUACUCCAGCUUUUCUCGGAUUAAAAAAUGUUGGUGCAACAGUUGAAUUUACCGUUGGUGGUAAACCUGUUAAUAAAUUUCGGAUGAUUGAACGACACUUCUUUCGGGAUCGGCUAUUAAAAACAUUUGACUUUGAAUUUGGAUAUUGCAUUCCCUACUCAAGAAACUCUUGUGAACAUAUUUACGAGUUUCCUAAUCUACCCUCUGAACUAGUUUCAGAAAUGAUCGCUUGCCCGUUUGAAACUCGUUCAGAUAGCUUCUAUUUUGUCGAAAAUCGUCUCAUUAUGCAUAACAAAGCCGAUUAUGCCUACGAUGGGGGUUUGCUUUUAUAAAUGCAUUGAAAAAAUUGUAAUCAAUUCUCACCAGAAGCCACACAAGCCUUAUUAUUAUUAUUGUCGUAUAAUCAAAAGUUAAUUUAUGUAUAAGAAGUUAAAGCUAAUAAACAUAUUUCAAUUGCGGUUU